Megalobrama amblycephala (Wuchang bream) is the source of this 1765-nucleotide messenger RNA. It is a transcript of the gene samtor, whose product is annotated as base methyltransferase of 25S rRNA 2 homolog. The transcript has 5 exons. Gene Ontology annotation, biological process: negative regulation of TORC1 signaling. The coding region runs from base 134 to 1312 and encodes 392 amino acids. The record is from RefSeq and is a predicted model, not a curated record. NCBI's taxonomy places the organism in Eukaryota, Metazoa, Chordata, Actinopteri, Cypriniformes, Xenocyprididae.
UUCACAGAUUGGCCGUGCACUUCCGUCACGUUCGCCAGAGUGGCGCAAUCAGGCUGCGCGUUGUUGCGGCGUCUGCGUGCGUGCUGACGGACUGACGGAGCCGGUGCGCCGGUAGCCUCAGUGGUGCUGUACUAUGGACCUGCGGAGCAGCGCUGAGACAGACCCGGAUUUCUCCGAUUACCACCCCGGCUCUGUCCCGACAGAGCUGCAGUCUAGGAAGCAGGAGCAGGAGAAGCUCUCGGGGGUGGUAAAGAGCGUGCACCGAAAACUCCGCAGGAAAUACAUUGAAGUGGGAGAUUUCGAGAAAAUAUGGCGUGAGCAUUGUGAAGACGAGCAGACUCUCAGCGAGUAUGCCAUGGCCAUGAAGAACCUGGCCGACAACCACUGGGCGAAUAAAUGUGAGGGCGAGGGACGCAUCGAGUGGUGCCGCAGUGUUUGUCAGGAGUACUUCCAGGAUGGAGGGAUGAGGCGAGUGUUGGAGAAGGAUGAGAAGAGCUCUAAGCUUGCAGCAGCUGGAAAUAACACAUCUGCAAACGCUCUACCACAAUCGUCCUCUCCAAGUAACAGCUCAACGUUCCAGCUUGGGAGGAUACGACUGUUGGAUGUGGGCAGCUGUUUCAAUCCUUUCCUGAAGUUUGAUGAGUUUCUGACUGUUGGUAUCGACAUUGUGCCAGCAGUAGAGAGUGUCUACAAAUGCGACUUUCUGAACCUGCAGCUGCAGCAGCCUCUGCAGCUGGCCAGCGACGCCUUGGAUGCCUUCCUACGGCAGCUGCGUGGCCCCAUCGACGCUUUACCUGCCCAGCUAUUUCACGUGGUGGUCUUCUCCCUGCUUCUCUCCUACUUCCCUUCACCCUAUCAGCGCUGGCUCUGCUGCAAGAAAGCACAUGAACUUCUGACCCUGAACGGCCUCCUCCUCAUCAUCACCCCUGACUCCUCCCACCAGGGCCGGCACGCGCUUAUGAUGCGCAGCUGGCGAGUCGCAGUGGAGUCUCUGGGCUUCAAGCGCUACAAGUAUGUCAAGUUCUCCCACAUGCACCUGAUUGCUUUCCGCAAGGUGUCGCCCACCACCAGCAGCGACCUGGUCAGCCGCAACUACCCGGAGAUGCUUUACAUCCCGCAGGACUUCAACACACUCGACGAGGAGGGGUUCACAGAUUGCUAUGAGCUGCCGCGCUCUGAUUUCGAGGACGACCAGUUGGCGUGUAGCUUCGCGGAAUUGCCGGACACGCCAUACGAUUCGGACUCGGGCGAGAGCCAGAGCAGCUCGGCGCCCUUCCACGAGAUGGAAGACCCCAUUUUGCUGCAGAGCUGAAUUUGUUUACUGCCCCUCUCGAUAUUUAGUACCCUACCGUCGUGCUGCCAAAAUUGCUCUGCUGCGUUUGUGUACUCGACCCCUUUUUAAGCAGCAAAAAGUUUGCACAGAGUGAAUGAGGACGUUUAAGUGGGUGUUGGUUUUUAAGAGCGUGCAAGACACAAAUAUAGACACUAAACUAAGAAAUAGAAGUGAUGUGGUUUUGUAACAGAAGCAGCUAUGUGAUAUCAGCUCACCCACUUUGGCUGUUUUCUCAUUCAGAAUGACUGUCAACUGGACAAACCUUUUCAGACUAGCAUAAGUUACAACUUAGGCGUAGUUAUCAUUGUGGCUGGAGUUACUAUAUUGUGUUAAUCUUCGAUCCGCCAAAAAUGAACAUACGGUCAUCGUUUACUCACCCUCAUGUUGUUCCAAACUCUCUGUCUUAAAGGAUUAGUCCACUUUUAAAUACAC